AAUAUGUUUCUAUUAUAGUUAUGACAUGAUUUUAUGAACCGCUUUCCUCCCGGGAAUUAUAUGUUUGUAUUAUUUUUAAGUAGUUUUAUUGAAAGCCUGUUGCUUGAAUUGUUAUACUGCUGAGAAAGUUAUACGAUAAUCAUGAACGACGAUGAACUUGCAAGUCUUGAACUCAACAAUAUUUCACAAAAGUCUCCUCAAUUGUUACAAAAUAUUCCGACUGGUGCUGUUGGACCGGGUAGAGUGGCUCCACCGAUGACCACGACUGCAACACAUCCUCCAAAUACAAGUCCUAAUCAUCCUCUCAACUUGAAUGGACAAAUAAUUCAGAGAAGAGGUGUCCCAACGCAGUAUACUAUUCCCAACAAUAUAAAUAAUACUUAUGGUGGAGCUUUCAAUAAUUACCCUUAUAGAGGUAUGACAAACAUGAACAUGGGUGGAUUCAAUCCUUACAAUAUGUAUGGGCAACCAACAAACCUAACCAACAAUACACACCAAAAUCCAUUUGUAAUUGCAGCUCUUGAAAAUUCUCGUCCUGCUUUUGAUUCAAUACAUUCUGUUGUUGAAUCAUUUAACUCGGUCAGUAUGAUGUUAGAGUCUACAUUUACUGCAAUACACACGUGUUUUCAAGCAUUAUUAAGCGUAGCUGAGAAUUUUACUCGUUUAAAAUCAUUUAUGAUGAAAUUUUAUUCAACUAUUGUAUCAUUCAAAUUAGUUCGUUGGUUUUUAACUAAACUUUUUUAUCUUUUAAAAAUGGUUAGAAGAGAUAGAGGAUCAAGUACGGAAGAAGACUUAUGGACAGCUUUAUCAUCUAAAAAUAAUCAUAAAGAAAUAAUUUCAUCUGAUGGACGAUCUUGGCCAUUAGUUGUUUUUACUGGAUUGCUAGUCUCUACACCAUAUCUUGUAUACAAACUACUCAAUCCAACAACACCAGAAUCUGGUUCUAUUGUCAAUAACACUCUAUCUUCAAACACGAGCAUUACUAUUGCACAAUGUGAUUGGAAUAGUACAGAUGCAAACACUAUUCCUUUGGUGAAAGGAAAAUCUUAUUUUACAUCUCAAGAAAAUAUAGCAUCAGCUGAAAAAACUGGAUGGCUCCUUGUCGCUAGCAAUGGGCAACAUGGAUAUGCACCUUUGAUGGGUUUUAAGGAAUUUAAGACUGAUAAUCGCUCAUCAAAGUCUCAAAUUCAAGAUAGUAUGGCCAAUGUGAGUUUCGAUCCUAUACCAUCAAAUUCACUUGAACAAAUGCAACCAAAAUUAUCAACUCCAGUCACUGAUGUACAUGGUAAUCCAAUAGCUCUACCUCAYCCAUUGGUAGAUAGUGAUAAAUCUAACAUUGGCAAGCAAUGAUAAUCAAAAAACAUUUUUAUUAUUAGUUGUGUAUUUGUUAUGUGUUCUCUUACAUAUAUAAAAAACUUAUCAAAUAUUAGGAAUUUUCAGGCUUUAAAUGUAGACAUAAAAAUAAAUAUGAACAAUAUUUAUUUUGUUUAAUAUUUUAUUAUCAGUAUCAAGUCUGAAACAUACAAAACUCAACAAUACUAAAAAUUUGUUUCCAUCAUAUUUGGUAAGGUUUCACUUUAUACUUAUGAUUUUUUAUUUAUUUUACAUUCAUUCCAUAGUUAUUUUUUAUGGAAGUAAAUCAAUUGUAUUAGCUAAUAAGUCUCAUUAUAUCAUUAAAACGAAAAUGUUGU
Messenger RNA from Diuraphis noxia (Russian wheat aphid), 1691 nucleotides. RefSeq names its product peroxisomal biogenesis factor 13 (gene Pex13). Gene Ontology annotation, cellular component: peroxisome; peroxisomal importomer complex; peroxisomal membrane. NCBI's taxonomy places the organism in Eukaryota, Metazoa, Arthropoda, Insecta, Hemiptera, Aphididae. The record is from RefSeq and is a predicted model, not a curated record. Gene Ontology annotation, biological process: protein import into peroxisome matrix, docking.